Messenger RNA from Lampris incognitus (smalleye Pacific opah), 2433 nucleotides. RefSeq names its product carbonic anhydrase 1-like. Gene Ontology annotation, cellular component: cytoplasm. Bases 96 to 878 code for a protein of 260 amino acids. NCBI's taxonomy places the organism in Eukaryota, Metazoa, Chordata, Actinopteri, Lampriformes, Lampridae. The record is from RefSeq and is a predicted model, not a curated record. Gene Ontology annotation, biological process: carbon dioxide transport. Gene Ontology annotation, molecular function: carbonate dehydratase activity; zinc ion binding. The transcript is spliced from 7 exons.
GCCGAUUUGCACUCGGGGCCGUCGCAGUUUAGGGGAUUCCAGCUCUAGAUACCCUUUUUACCUCACAGAUUUAAAAAUUAAAAAAAAAAUAAAAAAUGUCUACCGCGUGGGGAUACGCAACGAACAACGGACCGGACAAAUGGGUCGUCAACUUCCCCGUCGCCGACGGACCGCGCCAGUCCCCCAUCGACAUCGCACCUGCUCAGGCGUCGCACGACGCCGGGCUGAAGCCGCUCAGCCUCAAGUACGACCCGUCCACCUCCAUGGACAUCCUCAACAACGGACACUCGUUCCAAGUGACCUUCGCUGACGACAACGACAACUCAACUCUGAGAAAUGGACCCAUCUCGGGGAUCUACAGACUCAAGCAGUUUCAUUUCCACUGGGGAGCCUCUGACGACCGGGGCUCUGAGCACACCGUGGCCGGGAUCAAGUACCCUGCUGAACUCCAUCUGGUGCAUUGGAACACCAAGUACCCCAGCUUCGGUGAAGCUGCAAGCCAGCCUGAUGGGCUCGCUGUUGUAGGAGUUUUCCUAAAGAUUGGUGCCGCGAAUCCCAAUCUUCAGACACUUCUUGAUGCUUUUAAAGCCAUCAAGACCAAAGGUAAGCAGACCUCCUUUGCCAACUUCGACCCGGCUACCCUGCUGCCAGGCUGCCUUGACUACUGGACAUACGACGGCUCUCUGACCACCCCCCCUCUGCUGGAGAGCGUCACCUGGAUUGUCUGCAAAGAGCCAAUCAGCGUCAGCUGCGAGCAGAUGGCCGCAUUCCGCUGCCUGCUCUUCUCCGCCGACGGUGAAGCCGAAUGCUGCAUGGUGGACAACUACCGCCCUCCUCAACCCCUCAAGGGUCGCAACGUCCGCGCUUCCUUCAAAUAAGUGUCUCCCGUCCCCCACCCCACCGACCCUUUUUACACCCGCUGUCCACUCUCUCUUCUUCCCCUCCUCCAACCUGACCCCCCGUGACCUCUCCUCCCCAAGCUCAGCGAGACCCCCAAGAAAUACCUCUCCGGCAGUGAGCCACAAAGCACAUGUAUCUCUCCGUCCACGCAGUUGUUGAGGAAAAUGAAAUCUCCGUGGCCCCGCAACUACAAUGUCUUACGCUGGGAGGGAGCACUCGCAGCAUCGAGUAUCUCUGGCUCCCCUGCAGGGCAAUAAGCCAGACAAGUACCCCUGUCAUAAUUAAUUUCAUAAGACGAAACACUCCCAACAGUGGCUCUGUGACAUACUUAUUUCUCAUUUGGUGCCAAUGUCGCAGAGACAUCUAAUGUGGGGUGUGUUUCCCUCCUUCACAUCAACCAGCCAGCCAACACACACACACACAAAGCUGAUGCUGACAAAUGUAGAAAGGCAGCUAAAAGAGAUGCUGCAGAGCCAGUAGGAAGCAGGGAGACAUAAACUGCCCUGGGUAGCAGCAGCAGGCCCACGGAGAGGUUGAGACCAUAUAGCCAUCUGUGAGGGAGGGCAAGGUGCAAGAGGGAGACAUGCAAACCCAGAACAUGCACAACAGAAGCACAGACCGCAUACUCAGCCUGCCAGUCUGUUUGUAAUCUCCGAAUGACCGCCGGACCGUUCGCCUCGGGAUCACAGCAGCUUAAUGAAACUCUGCGGUCGGUCCCGUCGCACCCGAUUGAAUCAGAAAAUCCCUUUCCUGGCUCACACACACGUGCACGCACACACAUACACACACGCACACACACAGUGCUCGUUGCUGUGCUCCAUCAUGACCACGGCUUCUUCCUGUGUUUGACUGAUACUCCCAACGAUCUCCUGUAUGUAAUCCCAUGUUGCAUCAUCAGAAAUAUUACGGAUAGACUCUUUCGCUUGACAGCUUAUGCAAACAGAAGUGUUUUUAAGAUGCUCCUGCGUUACGCUUUGUAAUCGAAAGCUCCUUUAUUGACUUAUUUACUUUGUUUUAUCGUCCUGAAAUUUUGACAGUAGGAGGGGACCGUCCAUCCUCCUUCCUUAUGAAAUGAGAAGUGGUGUAAUAACCCCUUCAUUGUAAUAACCCCCUUCAUUGUGUGAAGUGCUAACGCUUAAAACGCACAGUCGUCUCCUAAGGCGAUGCCAUAGCAGCUAAAACACAGCCAAGGAAGGACAAAGUGACCUGCCAACUGUUAAGCUCCUGGUGUCACCCUGAUGCCAAACCCUGCUUAUAUAGGAAGGAUGAUUAGAAAUGAUGAUGGAAGGUCACCUUUGAUUUUGGGACCAGAGAAUCCUGUCCAUUAGUGAUCAGCAAUUUUAAAAACAAUGAUGGAGGAAAAAAAUAAAUCAUAUGUACUUCCAGAAAGGAUGACUGUACUUGACAAUUAACUUGGGGGAGAAAAAAACCCCCAAAAAACAAUGCCAAUCAUUGUCAGGGUCACCUUGGUAGUACCUCGUGCUGUUCUAUUUUGAAAUUGGAUGUUUUAUUAGUGAAAUAAAUAUAUUUUGC